AUGACAACGACCGACCUUGAAACAGUUUCUCCACCCGCACAGGCAUGGCGACCCGAAGACACAGGAAAACCAUCCCCCGAACGCCCAUCAGUUGGAGGCAUUUUCCGACCUGAUAUUUUGGCUGUUAUUGAACAGAGAAUCACCGAGUUGGAUGCGGAUUUGAGAGCUCUCAGUCUUGAUAUACAUGCGCACCCUGAAAUAGGGUACGAGGAAAGACGAACUCACGAUGUUCUUACGGAUUUCAUGGCCAAACAAGGAUUCGAGGUCGAACGACACUACCUCCUACCCAGUCAGACCGCGUGGAAGGCCACCUUCAAACACGGACGCGGUGGAAGAACUAUUGGUGUCAAUUCGGAGAUGGAUGCGUUGAAGGGCAUUGGACACGGUUGCGGUCACAAUCUUAUCGCCAUUGCUGGAGUUGCCGUCGCGUGCGCCAUGAAAGCCGCCUUUGAAAAGUUCAAUAUAUCCGGUGCAAUUGAGCUCCUGGGCACCCCUGCCGAGGAAGGUGGUGACGGAAAAGUUCACUUGUUGGAGCGGGGCGCGUAUAAGAAUAUGGCUGCGUGUAUAAUGUGCCAUCCCGCCCCUGGUCCCAAAGGCUCUGUUAGUCUCACCAGUUGUCUCGCACUACACCGCAUACAAGUCCAGUAUUUCGGACACACAGCCCACGCUGCUCUUUCUCCCUGGGAAGGCGUCAACGCAUUGGAUGCAGCAGUAUUGGGAUACAACAACAUAUCUGCUUUUCGGCAGCAACUGAAACCUACACAUCGCAUCCACGGGAUAUUUCGUGAAGGAAAAGAUUGGCAAACGAAUGUCAUUCCUGACUUUGCGGAGUUUGUUUGUUACGUCCGGGCACCAACACGAGCCGAGGUGCAGUCCACCUUGAAGCGUGUAUUACCCUGUUUCGAAGGGGCUGCCAUAGCAAGUGGAUGUACAAUCAGGAUCGAAGACUACGGCGCGACACACGACCUAAGGCAGAACAAAGCUUUGGGGGAUGAAGUUGCCAACAUUGUCCGCAGAAAAUAUGGGUCUAUUGACUACGAAUGGGGUAUCAAAAGCGCGUCUACGGAUUUUGGGAACGUAAGCUACGAACUACCGUCCUUGCACCCUGGUUUCGCGAUUCCCACAGAGGAAAACGGGGGAAAUCAUACGCCAGGAUUCACCAGAGCUGCGGCAACAAUUGAGGCUCACUAUGCUUGUCUAGAUGUUUCCAAGGCAUUAGCCGCUACAGGCGUGCGUGUGGUUAUCGAUGACAACUUUUUCAAACGGGUCCAAAAUGCAUUUGAGGAGGAUAAAAUCAUUCGGGAUAUGAUCGUGUAG
Guyanagaster necrorhizus is the source of this 1317-nucleotide messenger RNA. RefSeq names its product aminoacylase 1-like protein 2. The transcript is spliced from 15 exons. Lineage: Eukaryota; Fungi; Basidiomycota; Agaricomycetes; Agaricales; Physalacriaceae. The coding region runs from base 1 to 1317 and encodes 438 amino acids. The record is from RefSeq and is a predicted model, not a curated record. Gene Ontology annotation, molecular function: dipeptidase activity.